AUGUCAUCCACCUAUUCUUGGGGAAUCAAGACAACCCAAAUAUCCCGCCGCUUUACCACCCUCGAAGGAUGGCGCGAACUUGGGAACGGCAUCUACGUUACAGGAACCAGCUUGCAAGUCUUUGCCGUUGGGAAACAAUUCGACGCCGAUGCUUACAAUGAUGACGGCACGAUGUGGACGCGUCCCCAAAGAUCUGGAAGUGACAGCCCUAGAGAGUCAUCGUGGAACUACCAACAAGACUGGACAGCGAGCCCACCCAGUGAGACGAAAGGCGCAAUGCCAGGUGGAGAGGUUUUGAAAGAGGAAGUAUAUAAUAUCUUUGAAAAAAGGGAGAAGUGGUGUGUGGUUGCGAUGAUUGGGGUUGCGGGACUGUUCUCGGGGCUGUCGUCAAACAUCUUCUUUCCGGCAAUUGACGCUAUUUCCAAGGACUUGAAAAUUGGCCUCAACAUAGUUUCCUUGACUAUUACGUCGUAUCUCAUCAUCCAAGGGAUCUCACCACUUUUCUGGGGGUCACUGUCAGAUACAAUAGGGAGAAGACCGAUAUAUAUCUACUCUUUCGUCCUGUACAUCAUCGCGAAUAUUGGCUUGAGCUUCUCUCCCAACUUUGCGGUGCUGUUGAUUUUCAGAGGCCUACAAGCUGCAGGGAGUGCUUCGACCGUCAGCAUUGUAAGAAACUUCAGUAUAGCAAUUGGCCCUGUCCUUGGUGGGAUUUUGGCGAACUUUUUUGGGUUUAGAUCUAUCUUCGUUUUCCUCUUGAUAAUUUCAUCUCUUGUCCUCAUCGCCCUUAUUAUCGUCCUCCCCGAGACCCUCCGUAGCAUUGCCGGGAAUGGCUCACUACGCCUCAGCGGGAUUCACCAACCCUUGAUCCGUAGAAUUUGGAAAGAGGCGCCCUACAUUACCGAUCGCGAUGACAGCUACAGUCGGAAGGAAGUUACCAUAAGGACCUUUAUUGAGCCCCUCCUACUGCUUCAAGAGAAAGACAUCUUGUCUAGCCUUAUUUUUGGCGGCACGGUUUACGCUAUCUGGAGUAUGGUAACGGCUAGCACAACUAGCCUCUUUAAGCAAGCCUUUCGUCUUAACGAACUCCUACUCGGCCUUGCAUUUCUCCCCAACGGCUUUGGUACCAUUGUCGGAUCCACGAUCAUUGGAAACUUAAUGAACAAGUCCUACGUGGAGACAGAACUCAAAUACAAAGAAACCCACAAUCUACCUGCCGACUACAAGCUCACUAAGAUGGCUAUCCCAGCAGAUUUUCCCAUCGAACAUGCGCGUCUACGACAUACGAAAUGGAUUAUCGUAAUAUUCGUCCUGAGUACUUGUCUCUACGGCUUCUCUCUAUCUUUCCCCCGCCUCGUGUCGAGACCAGGCUGGAUUACGGUUCCCCUAACACUGCAAUUUUUGAUUGCCGCAACCUCAAACGCAAUCUUUGCUGUUAAUCAGACUAUAGUGUCUGAUCUAUGUCCUGGAAAGGGUGCUUCAAGUACUGCAAUUAACAAUCUUAUAAGAUGUUCUAUGGGUGCAGGUGGUGUUGCGUUCAUUGAGCAAAUGAUUGCGGCGAUGGGUGUUGGAACCGCAUUUUUGGGCCUCGGGCUAGUGACGAUUGGGGUUGUGCCACUAGCGGUAGUGCACUGGUAUUGGGGUCCGGGAUGGAGGAGAGAGAGGAUGAGGAAGAACACAGAUAGGAAAGGCAUAGGGGGGUAGACUCUGAUUCCGUGUAUGUCUCAACUCGUCCUGGCUAUGGAUGUCCCUAAAGCAUAUAGAUUGAAACGCUGUGUUUAGCCACGGGUUGAAUCGUCCUUUAGUGUCCUCAAGACAUAGCCAAUCCACAACAUCAUUCCACUACUUCAGCCAUGCCAAGUUCGUCUAUCUUCUUCCUCUAUGACCUCUGCUUAAGAAAUGCGUAUUCGAUAUACUCUAGAGCUAGAUUCGUAAAUACACUCUACCCUUAUUCCAAUUUCUUAGUCACUGGCUAGUAAUACUACCGUAUCUUA
Messenger RNA from Paraphaeosphaeria sporulosa, 1991 nucleotides. RefSeq names its product MFS general substrate transporter. The transcript is spliced from 4 exons. NCBI's taxonomy places the organism in Eukaryota, Fungi, Ascomycota, Dothideomycetes, Pleosporales, Didymosphaeriaceae. Bases 1 to 1701 code for a protein of 566 amino acids. Gene Ontology annotation, molecular function: transmembrane transporter activity. Gene Ontology annotation, biological process: transmembrane transport. The record is from RefSeq and is a predicted model, not a curated record.